This is a messenger RNA of Gastrolobium bilobum, 492 nucleotides long. RefSeq lists its product as uncharacterized. The record is from RefSeq and is a predicted model, not a curated record. Bases 1 to 492 code for a protein of 163 amino acids. The transcript has a single exon. Lineage: Eukaryota; Viridiplantae; Streptophyta; Magnoliopsida; Fabales; Fabaceae.
AUGAGGAAUGUGGCUUGGGGGAUAUCAGGUGAUUUUAACACUUAUUUGUAUGAAUAUGAGAAGCUAGGUGGUAAUGGGCAUAACUGGAAUAGCAUGAGGGAGUUUCAAAAUUGUUUAAAUGAAUGUAGCCUGUCUGACAUUGGUAAUCAAGGUCCUAUUUUCACUUGGCAAAGAAGAAAUCUUCAGGAACGACUUGAUAGGGUUUGCGCUAAUGAUAAUUGGAACAUGGUUUUCCCUAACUGUGUGGCUUUCAACUUGCCUUUUUUUGGUUCUGAUCAUCGACCAGUGUUAUUAUGGGAAGGUCAGCUUGCUAUUUAUCCGAGAGGGGAGCGUCCUUUCCGGUUUCUAGCAUCCUGGUUAACAGAAAGAACUUUUCAUGAGGUGGUUAAUGGAUGUUGGUCAAAUAAUGUAAACUGGAUGCAUGUUAUGGAGAAGUUUUGGAUUAAUGCUUCGGAAUGGCAUAGAAAUGUUUAUAGGGUUACUCUGAAAUGA